Vicia villosa (hairy vetch) is the source of this 1722-nucleotide messenger RNA. RefSeq lists its product as uncharacterized. The record is from RefSeq and is a predicted model, not a curated record. The coding region runs from base 143 to 1456 and encodes 437 amino acids. NCBI's taxonomy places the organism in Eukaryota, Viridiplantae, Streptophyta, Magnoliopsida, Fabales, Fabaceae. The transcript is spliced from 7 exons. Gene Ontology annotation, cellular component: mitochondrial small ribosomal subunit. Gene Ontology annotation, molecular function: structural constituent of ribosome.
AUUACGGUAAUACCCUCACCAUGUUUCCCAAUUCUUCUCGUUUCUGAGUUUCGCAAUUCUCAGUUCGCCAUCACCUUCUUUCCCUCUUCCGUCCGUAACCCAAACACACACACUCUCUCUGUGAUUCACUACGGAAGAUAAAAUGUUGCGGUGCUUAACAAAAACCGCAGCAAAACACAACCAUCCAUGGCGGAACAAUCUUACAACAACAAUUUCAUCUCUUAAUUAUUCUUCCAAGUCUCCAACAAAGUCCACUCCCACUUCCAAAACCCCCGCCACCGCCGCAACUGCCGACAUCUUCUUCGACGAACAGGAACGCCUCCGCAAUCUCACCGCCGAUGAAAAAAACCCUUCUCUCAAUGUCGGCCCAAACGGAAGACCCCUCUUCACUCCCGCUGCUUCUCUGUCUAAGCUCACCAACAACGACACCUGCACCUACUUCCAGCUCGCGAAGGAGACAUUGGAUGCUGCUCUGCCUGAAGGGUUGCCGAUUGGUAUGUCAAAGGAGUUUCAGGACUCUAUGCGGACUGCUUUGCUUGUUCGCCAGAGCUUUUUGGAUCUUCGUGAUAACUUCAGACGUGUGGUUGAUCCACCAAUGUGGUCCCCUCAUGGUAAAGGGGUCAAAGUUAGGAAGCAAGUUGUUUUAGAUGGUCCUGUUAGUUGUGGGAAGAGUAUUGCGCUUGCAAUGCUUGUUCAGUGGGCUAGAGAAGAAGGUUGGUUGGUUUUCUAUGUUCCGAGAGGAAAGGAAUGGACGCAUGGAGGAUUUUUCUAUAAGCAUCCACAAACAGGUUUAUGGGACACACCUGUUCAGGCCGAGAAUGUCCUCAAAGAUUUCUUGAAGUACAACGAAUCCUACCUAAAGCAACUGCCAUGCCAAAUAUUUGAUCCAAUCCCAUUAGGUGAGGGUGCUGGUGUGGGAUGGUUAAAAGAUGUUGAUUCCGUGGCAGUUCCUGAAGGUACAAUGUUGUAUGAGCUGGUGAAAACUGGCAUUGAACAAACACAUGCAGCUGUUGGAGUAGUAGUUCGUUUGAGGAAAGAGUUAUCACUUGUUAAAGACAUGCCUGUUCUUAUUGCAAUUGAUCAAUAUAAUAACUGGUUUACAUUCAGCGAGUAUGAGGAACCUGUCACAAUUCGUUCUUGUCGGCCAAUACAUGCUAGAGAACUUACGAUGGUGAAUGCUUUUAGGUCAAUGAUGCAUGAUGAUAUGAUGGUAGGGGCUUUUUCUCAUUCGACUGCUGUAGGAAAGCUUCGAAAAGACUUACCAGAUGUACCGGUCGAUGCACGUGCUAUGUUUCCUCGAUACAGUUUAGAGGAAGCGGACACUGUCUGUCAUUAUUAUUUAAGACAAAGGCUUAUUCGUCGUGAAGCAUUCACAGAAGAAAAUUGGAAAAAAAUUUACUUCCUAUGCAACGGAAAUGGAGCAGAAAUGAGGGGAUUAGUUCCUUUCAUGCGAUGACAGACGUCAGAUGCACUACUAUUAAUUAUUUUUAACCAGUGAGAUGUGUUCUGACUGUCAUCCAUAAUAAUAUAGAUGUUUCGUAUUUACUUGAGCGAUAUUCAUCAUAGGAUAGGAUACAGUUGGAUUACUAUUUGCACGAUCCACUUUAAUCUGUUUAAUUUGCUUUAAAACUUGUUCUCAAAGGCAGUGUAUUGAGUGUUUGUUGCAGAUUUUGUACAUCUAAACUUAUUUAUUACAAAAAUGUAAAAUUUAGUUUCAAAAUA